AUGACGCGCCUCGCCACCCGGCCGAUGCACCUCCGCAGCGAAAGCACCCGAUCUCUCAAUUUCCUUCGAAUCUUCGAUCUCAAAAUUGAGUGGCAUGAUUGUAUACCAGCUGACGUCGAAAUGACUGUAAUCAUUAUCGUGCUAGACCGCUCAUCUAGAUCAAUUCCAUAUAUAUAUACUUACUCUUCUUCAAUACCCCAGACUCAAUUCUCCCAAGAUACAUAUCUACUCCACUUAAACAUGUCCACAACACAAUGUACCAGACUCCUCACACGGAACAUCCCCCAAGUGAGGAGGCGACGCCAAUUACAAAACCCACACGUCACUCUAGUUGGCUCACCAUCCAACCCCACCAUCGACUCCGAACGUCUCCCCUACAGGCUCUACGAGCUGUCCCUCAAAAAGAUCCGCAAAGAGGCACACGCUGCCGAACCAGACCUGCGACACGUCAUCGCUGGCAUCUCAAUGCAGAAAAGUGUUUCCACCGCUGUCCACGAUGAUCUCCUUCACCAGGUUGAUAUACUGGAGAGUAGGAGGCCUCGCCUUCCUCUCCUCCCUGGUGCUGAUGAAGCUUGGGAACAUGAGGAGGUUGUCUCGGAGAGUCCUCGUUCGCCUUGGGAUAUGGAGGCUCUUGAUCAGGCCUUGUAUGAGAUGGAACGGGCUAGUAAAAAGGGGGAGGUUGCAAGGACAGUUUGUUUUCAAUUGAUUAGUGAGAUGUGA
Messenger RNA from Penicillium salamii, 720 nucleotides. The record is from the annotation of a GenBank genome assembly. NCBI's taxonomy places the organism in Eukaryota, Fungi, Ascomycota, Eurotiomycetes, Eurotiales, Aspergillaceae.